AUGGCGCACCGGCUGCUGCGGGACGCGCAGGCGGACGGGUGGGAGCGGUCGGACUUUCCCAUCAUCUGCGAGUCAUACCUCGGCGACAACCCCUACGUCCGGAUGUUAAGAGCUGAAUAUGACAAAGAAUGCAAAAUUUGUGCGCGUCCUUUUACUGUCUUCCGGUGGCGGCCUGGUCGAGAUGCGCGGUACAAGAAGACUGAGAUCUGCCAGACAUGUUGCAAGCUAAAGAAUGUCUGCCAGGUCUGCCUGCUGGAUCUUGAAUAUGGUUUGCCUGUUCAGGUCCGGGAUACAGCACUCGCUAUCAAUUCUAAUGAUGCAAUUCCAAGGAGUGAUGUCAAUCGCGAAUAUUUUGCAGAAGAGCAUGAUAGGAGGGCCAGAGCUGGCAUAGACUAUGAUUCUUCGUAUGGGAAGGCUCGUCCAAAUGAUACCAUUCUGAAACUUCAGAGGACAACACCAUAUUACAAGAGGAACAGAGCUCAUGUUUGUAGUUUCUUUGUGCGUGGUGAAUGUACAAGAGGAGCUGAGUGCCCUUAUCGUCAUGAGAUGCCUGAAACCGGGGAGUUAUCUCAGCAGAACAUUAAAGAUCGCUACUAUGGAGUUAAUGAUCCAGUUGCACUGAAACUUUUGAGCAAGGCAGGUGAGAUGCCAUCCCUGACACCUCCGGAUGAUGAGACUAUAAGGACCCUCUACAUUGGUGGACUCAUAGCAGAAUAA
Miscanthus lutarioriparius is the source of this 717-nucleotide messenger RNA. The record is from the annotation of a GenBank genome assembly. NCBI's taxonomy places the organism in Eukaryota, Viridiplantae, Streptophyta, Magnoliopsida, Poales, Poaceae.